CCCGUUGCUGGGUGCUAAAGCAAACCCCGGCUCUGUUUACCGAGUCUACUAUUACAAUACGGCUACCAAAUAUUUGCCAGCCGCCAGCUCCCGCUCCGCUAUAAAUACUUCAGGCCCAGGUGGAGGGACGGGCAGGGGGAGCGGCGCGGGAGCCUUUGCAUGGCCGGGCGGCAGCGCCAAGGUGUCAUCCAGCCCCUGGCCGAGCUGCGCCUGCCCUCGCCCUUCCCACACAGCCUCCUGCUGCCCACACACCCUGAGCCCAACUUCCACAACCUCUCUGAGGAGGAGGAGGAAGAAGAGGAGGAAGAGGAGGAGGAAGUGGAGGCAGCAGAGGAGAACGUGAGGCCAGAGCCGGCCAUCUCCAGCACUGCCGAGACCACCCUCCGGCUCCUCAAGUUCUCGGAGCUCAUCAGCUGUGACAUCCAGCGGUACUUUGGGCGGCGGGGCCGGGAGGAGGCCACUGGCACCCAGCCCGUGCCCAAGGACUGCGAGUCACCCCGGAGCACCGGGGCCCAGCCCGAGGCCCCGCGGGGCAGCCCAGGGGCUGCGCACAGGUUGGGUCCGCUGGCCGAGCUCUUCGAGUACGGCGUGCACCGCUGCCUGUCCCCGCGGGCGGCCGGUAGCCGGACACAGCGGCUGGAGAGGAAGUACGGCCACAUCACCCCCAUGCACCGCAGGAAGCUGCCGCCCUCCUUCUGGAAGGAGCCAGGCCCUGCCAGCCUUCUCCACACUGGCACCCCCGACUUCAGCGACCUCCUGGCCAACUGGACGGUGGAGCCAGGGCCGGAGCUGCCGUGUGCCGGGCGGGAGCUGCCGCUGGAGCCGGGUCGCCCGGGGCUGGAGGCCGAGCCCUUCCCUGGGCUGUGA
Messenger RNA from Lepidothrix coronata (blue-crowned manakin), 867 nucleotides. RefSeq names its product sentrin-specific protease 3 (gene PERCC1). The coding region runs from base 160 to 867 and encodes 235 amino acids. The record is from RefSeq and is a predicted model, not a curated record. The transcript is spliced from 2 exons. Lineage: Eukaryota; Metazoa; Chordata; Aves; Passeriformes; Pipridae.